Gymnodraco acuticeps is the source of this 2259-nucleotide messenger RNA. RefSeq names its product filamin binding LIM protein 1 (gene fblim1). The transcript is spliced from 8 exons. The record is from RefSeq and is a predicted model, not a curated record. Gene Ontology annotation, cellular component: stress fiber; focal adhesion. Bases 235 to 1413 code for a protein of 392 amino acids. NCBI's taxonomy places the organism in Eukaryota, Metazoa, Chordata, Actinopteri, Perciformes, Bathydraconidae. Gene Ontology annotation, biological process: cell-cell adhesion. Gene Ontology annotation, molecular function: filamin binding.
GGCCAGAGAAGGAGGAGGGGUCGACGGACGAGAGAGUUGGAGGGAGGUGCAGAAGGAAAAGGAGUGGCCUUCUGCUGAUAGUCGCCCGAGUAAAGCCUUCUCUCAGUGGCAGCUCACAGGAGGGAAAACAAACCAGAAGUUCUGAGAUACAGAGCAGGGAAGGAGAAAGAAGAAAAGACAGAGCUGUCUUCAAACCGCAUUUUCUCCCAGGCUGUGUGUAGGUUGUAUACAGCCAUGGCAUCAGCAGCUACAUCAAAAAGGAUGGUGUCCUCUGUCUUCAUCACUCUGGCGCCUCCUCACCGAGCCACUGUGACACCGCAGCAGCCCGUCCUCAAAGCUCACAGCGCCCCGGCCAGAGACAAGCCUCAAACUGCUGUACGAGUCAGCCCGAGUGACAACAUCCCCGUCAGCCGACUUAAGAAAGAGGACAACUCACAGUCUGAGUCUGAGGGCAGUUUAGAGAGCAAAGGCCAGACUCAUCAAGAGGCCUCAGUCAGACAUUCAGACCCCAAGAGCCCCAAACCUGCCCAACCUGAACCCAGCAGAGGAAAGAUUCAAGAAGAUGAUAGAGGGCCUGCAGAGCUCUUCCCUGCUCCUCCUCCUGAUGCAGCACUUCCUUCAUCUUUGGGAACAUCGCUCUCUGAAGAAUCAGCACUUCCACCACCUCCACCUCCACCUGCACAGACGCCUUCCUCCAGCUCUCUGACCCCAGGCCAGCAGCCCAUUUACAACAGAGAGGUGGAAACAAGCACACCAUCUAGUGGGUUAAAACAAGAUGAACAAUCCCAUGGGAUCCAAAAUAAUGGGCAAGACACGAGCAGGGAGAGUAGAGAGGUGUGUGGCUUCUGCAGGAAACCUGUGGCUCUAUCUGAACCUGCAAUAGAGGCCUUGAACAGGACGUACCAUGAUGGUUGCUUUCAGUGUAGAUCUUGUCACAUUCCCCUGGCUGGUAAACAGUACUACAACAAAGCAGGAAUCCCCCUCUGUGAAGACUGCUACCAGGCUAGUCUGGAGCUUUGCUGGGCCUGUGGGGAAGUUAUCACAGAUCAUGUGAUCCGUGCACUGGAGCGAGCGUACCACCUUUCUUGUUUUACCUGUGCAACAUGUAAACAGGAAAUUGGAGAGCAAGCUUUUGCUCAGGGAGAAGUUGGGGAGGUGUAUUGCCUCCGGGACUAUUACAGGAAGUAUGCUCCAAAGUGUAAUGCCUGCAACAAGCUAAUCAUUCCAAAAGAAGAUGGUACUGACAGCUAUAAUGUUCAAUGCCUGGGAAACUCAUACCAUGAGAACUGCUACAGAUGUGAGGUGUGUGUCAUCCAGCUCUCUCCUGAACCAAAUGAACACGGCUGCUAUCCAUUGGAGGGGAAGUUGCUCUGCAAAACCUGCCAUCUGAACUUGGUUUCUGGCCAGCACUAACACUGGCCUUGGAGCCGAGACAAACGAAUGAAAAAAUGUCACCACUCCAGGUUUAAAAAUAAUGGGUGACUUCGCAUGUGCAUUUUACUCUGGAUUACAAAUGUCACACAUAUUUUUCAACAAUGAAAUAUGUUUGUUUUUUCUUUCUUAUUUUGGAAUUUUUUUAUUACAAUAUAUCGUGAUUUCUGAAAAUCUUCCUUUUCUUAUUUUAUACUUGAUACAUUUGCACUCAAUAAAAUACAAAAUGCACCAAAUAUAUUUAUGCAACAGCCUUUUCCAAAAUGUACGGCGAGCAUUAUUUGAGUUUUUUGUAAAAAUCUUAAUCAGUAGGCCUAUAGGCCUAGUGUUUCUCAAUCACAGUAACCCUUUGUAUUAAAAAAACAACUUUAAAAAAGUAAACUAAUAUAUUUUAUCUAGAGGCAGGCUCCAACAUCUCCAACAUGAUAUUUGCUAAAUACACACAUACACUUUCAUUAAGGAUAAACAUGGGAAAGAAGAUUAACAUUUAACUUACAACUGUUAUAUUGGGGAGGAAAUUGACCACGGAUAUUAGAGCUUGAAUAAAAUAAAGUGUAACAUAUACAAUAGCAAUUAUUAUGGACCAGCACUUGAAGAUGCUUUUGAUGUGACUUCAUUUAGAAUAUAUGAAGAUUUUUUACGGACCAUAUAUGUUGUACUUUUGCCUGAAAAAUAGAACUAUUCACACUGAGUUUCAAGGUUAAAGUCUAAUUCAGAUCCCAGCUGAAAUGUCUCGUUAUUUAUGUUCUGUAUAACAAAAUUACAUUUGUGUAUAAAUAUAUUUCUUUGUAUCAGACACAUUUAUUAAAACAUUUUCUGUAAAAAAAA